UGUAGAUAAAUGUAUUUAAUAGUAGAGUAGUUGCCCUUAAAAGAACGAAGAACAGAGCUAAGAGCUUCGAUCAUUCCAUUACAUAGUUCGAUUACCUACAAAUUGAUACUAUCUAAACAUUAUAAGACGUAUUUAUUCUCAAGAAGCCCGUUUAUCAGUCCCCUGUUUUGUGCUCAUUUUAACCAAAAAAGUGAGAUUUAGUUUGAUACACACACACAAUCGGUGUUCUCAAUUUCAAUUCACUCGAUUGAAUCUGUAAUUUGAAAUCAAUUUUGUUUUCUUGUUGCUAUUUUAUUCUUUUUCCCCUUUCCCCUUUCUAUAAUUUUAUUAAUUACAAUUCUAGGGUUUAUAUAAUUGAACACUAAAAUGGUUGAUAAGAAAGAAAAGAAGACCUUGUUGGAUGCCAGUGGCGCUGAAUCCACCGAAGACAAAACCGCCACCGCAAUUCUCAGAAGAAAGAAGAAGGAUAACGCCCUUCUUGUCGAUGACGCCGUCAAUGAUGACAAUUCCGUUAUAACCAUGUCUUCAAACACCAUGGAGCUCUUACAAUUGUUUCGUGGUGAUACCGUCCUUGUCAAGGGUAAGAAGAGAAAGGACACGGUGUUGAUUGUUUUGGCUGAUGACGAUAUGGAAGAUGGUGUUGCUAGAAUCAACAGAUGUGUUCGUAAUAACUUGAGAGUUAGAUUAGGUGACAUUGUUUCUGUUCACCCUUGUCCAGAUAUUAAAUAUGCCAACAGAAUCUCCGUCUUGCCAAUUGCUGAUACUGUUGAAGGUAUCACAGGUUCUCUCUUUGAUGUUUACUUGAAGCCUUAUUUCGUUGAAGCCUAUAGACCAGUUAGAAAAGGUGACCUUUUCACUGUAAGAGGUGGUAUGAGACAAGUUGAAUUCAAGGUUGUUGAAGUUGACCCUGAAGAAAUUGCCAUUGUCGCACAAGAUACUAUUAUCCAUUGUGAGGGCGAACCAAUCAAUCGUGAAGAUGAAGAAAAUAAUUUGAAUGAAGUUGGUUAUGAUGAUAUUGGUGGAUGUAAGAAGCAAAUGGCUCAAAUCAGAGAAUUGGUUGAAUUGCCAUUACGUCACCCACAAUUGUUCAAGUCCAUUGGUAUUAAGCCACCAAAGGGUAUUUUAAUGUACGGUCCUCCAGGUACUGGUAAGACUGUCAUGGCCAGAGCAGUUGCUAAUGAAACAGGUGCCUUUUUCUUUUUGAUUAAUGGUCCUGAAAUUAUGUCCAAAAUGGCUGGUGAAUCUGAAUCUAAUUUGAGAAAGGCCUUUGAAGAAGCUGAAAAGAAUUCUCCAUCUAUUAUUUUCAUCGAUGAAAUUGAUUCUAUUGCUCCAAAGAGAGACAAGACUAAUGGUGAAGUUGAAAGAAGAGUCGUUUCCCAAUUAUUGACUUUGAUGGAUGGUAUGAAGGCAAGAUCAAACGUUGUUGUCAUUGCUGCUACCAACAGACCAAACUCUAUCGACCCAGCCUUGAGAAGAUUUGGUAGAUUUGACAGAGAAGUUGAUAUUGGUGUUCCAGAUGCUGCAGGACGUUUGGAAAUUUUGAGAAUUCACACCAAGAACAUGAAGUUGUGUGAUGGUGUUGAUUUAGAAGCUAUUGCUUCUGAAACUCAUGGUUUCGUUGGUGCCGAUAUCGCAUCCUUAUGUUCUGAAGCUGCUAUGCAACAAAUUCGUGAAAAGAUGGAUCUUAUUGAUUUAGAAGAAGAAACUAUUGAUGCUGAAAUCCUUGAUUCCUUGGGAGUUACCAUGGAGAACUUUAGAUUUGCCUUGGGUAACUCUAACCCAUCUGCAUUGAGAGAAACCGUAGUAGAAAACGUCAAUGUUACCUGGGACGAUAUUGGUGGAUUGGAUACCAUCAAGAACGAAUUGAAGGAAACUGUCGAAUACCCAGUCUUACACCCAGAUCAAUACCAAAAGUUUGGUUUGGCUCCUUCCAAGGGUGUUUUAUUCUUUGGUCCACCAGGUACUGGUAAGACUUUGUUAGCUAAGGCUGUUGCCACUGAAGUUUCUGCUAACUUUAUUUCUGUCAAGGGUCCCGAAUUGUUGAGUAUGUGGUAUGGUGAAUCUGAAUCUAACAUUCGUGAUAUUUUCGAUAAGGCUAGAGCAGCUGCUCCAACCGUUGUCUUUUUAGAUGAAUUGGAUUCUAUUGCUAAGGCUAGAGGUGGAUCUAACGGUGACGCUGGUGGUGCAUCCGAUCGUGUUGUUAACCAAUUGUUGACCGAAAUGGAUGGUAUGAACGCCAAGAAGAAUGUCUUCGUUAUUGGUGCCACUAACAGACCAGAUCAAAUCGAUCCAGCCUUAUUGAGACCUGGUAGAUUGGAUCAAUUGAUUUAUGUUCCAUUGCCAGAUGAAACCGCUAGAUUAUCUAUCUUACAAGCUCAAUUGCGUAAUACUCCAUUAGAACCAGGUUUAGACUUGAUAGAAAUUGCCAAGCAUACCAAUGGAUUCUCUGGUGCCGAUUUGUCUUACAUUGUACAAAGAUCUGCUAAGUUUGCUAUUAAGGAUUCCAUUGAAGCAAACAUCAGAUUGCAAAAGGAAAAGGAAAGCAAGAACCCUGUUAAGACUGAAGAUGUUGAAAUGACCGAAGUUAAGGAAGAAGGUGGUGCAGCUGAACAAGAGGAAGAAGAAGAAGAAGACCCAGUUCCAUUCAUUACAAGAGCUCACUUUGAAGAAGCUAUGAAGACAGCUAAACGUUCUGUUUCAGAUGCCGACUUACGUCGUUACGAAGCCUAUGCUCAACAAAUACAAGCAUCUAGAGGUCAAUUUACCAACUUUAGAUUCUCUGAAAAUGCAAAUGGAGUUGAUGCUCCUUCUGGUACCACUGGUGGUAAUGAAAAUGCUGCUGCUUUCGGCCAAGAAGAGGAAGAUGAUUUAUAUAGUUAGGGAUUUAUUGUUAACUAGCGAAAUUUAUCGAAAUUGAAUGAUCUAGAAGAAUGAUUUUAAUGUAUGAUUGUAUUUUAUAUUUAUCUUGCGAAUUCUAAAAACAAAAAUGUUGAAAUGAA
Molecule: messenger RNA, 2999 nt
Organism: [Candida] anglica
Lineage: Eukaryota; Fungi; Ascomycota; Pichiomycetes; Serinales; Debaryomycetaceae
Source: the annotation of a GenBank genome assembly